AUGGCUCCUGGCCAAAAACUGCCGGCAUGGUAUUGCCGCUUGGUCGCCCUCACCAUCGAGAAGAAGCGAGACGUACGCCCAGAAGACUUCGAUGAAGACCUCUCCGACAUUGAUGCGACACCAAAAUACAAUGGAGUAGGCAAUAAUCCCUCGGAAUUGAAUUGCGAUUGCGACGGCGAAGACACGGAAUGUGAUUGUCAAUCUUCGAACGAUAGCGAGCAUAGCUCGGAGAGAUCAUACAAUGGAUCGGAUGCUGAUUACUACUACGAACUCAAACACGAACGCGAAGAGCGGAAGCAGCAGUUACGCGAUAUGGAGGUGGAGGAAAAGGAAGAAAAGGAACGUUUGCGCGAAUCUGAGAGCGUUAAGGAAGAGGAAGUACAGGCAGCCUAUAAGUCUCUGCAACAAGCAGAGAUCAGGGGAUCCCUCCUAUGCCCUCUCGACUCCAUCGCUAGCAAGACUUUCCGCUUAUAUUCCCUUGACUAUUUUGAUUAUCGUUACGAUCCCGUCUACUAUCCAUCUAAAUAUGUUGAAUUCUAUUACAUCGAAGAAGGCGACAGCACCUGUACGUAUAAACAACCGCCUACCGAGGAAACGAAAAUUCAGGGUCAUUUGUACUUGAAUGUCGAUUGUGGUUGCGAUUUUGCCUUAUUCUCUCCUCCGAAGCAAGCAGGUCUUAAAAAAUAUAGCUUGAAGGAUGUCGACGGAAAUUUUGCGCCCAUAUUUCAGUUCAUUAGCAACGAUCACUUAAUAGUGACUGUCUCUCGAGAUCUAGUCUUCAUGGAUGUUCCUGUACCCCCGCUUGCACCGGAUAUGUUCACAUUUCACGGCGUUCGUUAUGAUUACAAAGAGGAGAAACGUCGAAGGGACGAGGAAAGAAAACCCCAGCGCUCACCAUCGCCUCGUGAGACUUGGUUUGAGAUGAGCCAUCCGAUGGGAACAUGGAACAUUGGAGCAUUGUGA
This is a messenger RNA of Trichoderma gamsii, 963 nucleotides long. RefSeq lists its product as hypothetical. The record is from RefSeq and is a predicted model, not a curated record. The coding region runs from base 1 to 963 and encodes 320 amino acids. NCBI's taxonomy places the organism in Eukaryota, Fungi, Ascomycota, Sordariomycetes, Hypocreales, Hypocreaceae. The transcript has a single exon.